Caenorhabditis remanei is the source of this 714-nucleotide messenger RNA. RefSeq lists its product as uncharacterized. The transcript has 2 exons. The coding region runs from base 1 to 714 and encodes 237 amino acids. Lineage: Eukaryota; Metazoa; Nematoda; Chromadorea; Rhabditida; Rhabditidae. The record is from RefSeq and is a predicted model, not a curated record.
AUGAGCGCAGUUCAGAACAACGGGGAACCAUCAUUAACCAACAACAACAACAACAAUAUUCAAAAGCGUAUGCCACGCAAACGGGUGCCGGAUGAGGUGAAACAAGAAGGAACUCCGGAUGUGUUGAUGACCGGCUCAACGGGUUACAACAAGAGCUGGACUGUCAUUCAACGUGCCGUCGACACUCUGAUGACUGAGACUACUGUACCGGUGCCACUCUCAACCAUCAAGAAUCGGGAGCCAAGACACUUGCCAAAGCGUCGCAUCUUCGUCAGCCUGUACAAGGAUGUGCUUCUCAACAACUUGAUCAUCAAAACUCAGGAGUUCCAGUUGGACUAUGAACAACAAGGUGUGCCAUUCACACGCCAAGUGAUCAUCGACUACCCAACUGAGCGCCAAAAGCCACGCAAGGAGCGUCACUAUGAGUUCUGGCCAUUCUUCGAGCAACUCCCAGAGCUCGACGAAGACGAGCAAGUUGCUCCGGAAGACAUCAAGGAGGAGGAAGUGCAUGACACUCUUGGAUUCGCAUCAGACAGCUCGAUCGAGUUGGCCGAGGAGUGCAAGGAGAACUCGACCUUCUUGCCAGCUCCAUUGAGCGAUGAGAUCACCAAGGAGAUCGCCGGACUCUUCUCCCCACAAAAGAAGACCAGACCACCAAGCAACAACUUUGUCGAUAAGUACAUGAAGAAGGGACCAUUCGCCAGAAUCUUCUGA